CUAACCUCGUGUGAGAAUCAGGGCUUUACCUCAGUGGCUUUCCCAGCUCUCGGAGCCGGGAUGAUCCUUCGUUUUCCAGAGAACGUUGCGGCGCAAGUCCUACUGGAAGAAAUCCACAGUUUUAUCCAACAACGAACCAGCAAAACUCCAUUCACGAUCAACAUUGUCUGCCCUCCAAGUAACCAAGAGCUAGAAAAGACUUUCAACAACAUCCAGGAAACUUUGGAGCAUCCUGUUCCCCAAGACUUGGAGUCAAUGCGGGUUAUCCUUUUGGGAAAAACUGGAUCAGGGAAGAGCAGCUUGGGGAACACAAUUCUGGGAGAGGACUUUUUCAAAAGUGACAACACUCCCAACUCCGGGAUGAAGCAAUGCCAAUCCAAAACCAAAUCAGUCAACGGGAAAAACAUCACCCUUAUUGACACGCCUGGUUUAUUUGAUUCGGCACGUCCAGAGGAGGAGCUUAUGCCAGAAAUUCUAAGCUGUCUUACCGAAAGCACUCCGGGCCCGCACGCAUUCAUAAUCGUGCUAAAAGUCGAAAAAUUCACCACGCAAGAGCAAGCCAUCAUCACGAAAAUUUGCCAUAACUUUUCCAAAGAAGCCUUACAAUACGCUACUGUUGUCUUUACGCAUGGCGACCAACUUACUUCGGGCAUGAAUAUUGAAACAUUUAUCAAACAAAACAAAGGACUGAGCGAGCUAGUCCAAAAAUGCGGUAAUCGUUGCCAUGUUGUUGACAAUUCAUACUGGAACGAUCACCAGUCAGACCAGUACAGAAGUAACCAAUAUCAAGUUGAGGAGUUGCUCGAAACUAUUGAGGAAAUGGUAAAAUCAAACAACUGGGGAUAUUAUACUAAUAAGGCGUUCAAAACGUUCGAGAAAGACAUUGAGAAGGAGAUGGAAGAAGUUAGCAAAGAAUCUAACACAUUUAUCCCACCAGAAGUUAUCAGAAAAGAAGCCACACAGCGCGUUUCUAAUAGGUGGUUGAUCAGUCUUACAGGUAUCGGCACAGGAGCGUUACUUGGAGCUGUUUUUGGAGUUGAAGCAUUUGUUAGACUGAUCAUCACUGCAGUUGAAAAGGCAGUGGUGUUGAAACCUGCGCAGAAGCUAGCAUCGAUGGCAGGGUUAUCCAUAGCAACAAGUGAUAUAGUGGCGGCAGGAGCGGUAGGAGCAGCGGGGGCGGUGGCGGCUGGGGGUAUUUAUGGAGGCGUGAUUGAAGACAGAGCAGCAGACGGAGCCAAUUCAGUGAAAGAGGCUUAUGAGAGGGCUUUGAACGCAAUAGUGAGCACAAAGGAGAGCUAUUACUAG
Molecule: messenger RNA, 1305 nt
Organism: Periophthalmus magnuspinnatus
Lineage: Eukaryota; Metazoa; Chordata; Actinopteri; Gobiiformes; Gobiidae
Product: GTPase IMAP family member 7-like
Exons: 3
Coding region: 61-1305 (414 amino acids)
Molecular function (GO): GTP binding
Source: RefSeq, a predicted model, not a curated record